CAAUUUUCUGCCUCCAAACGAAUGUAACAUAUAGUACGAUUGUCUAGUCUCAUUCAUUUGGAGAAGCACUCAUGUCACAGUUAUACGCUUGUAAAGACCAGCUUUGCGAAGACUAUCAGGAUCUUCACAGUCUUGGUGAAAUAAUUAAACACCUUCGUACGAAGCAUAAGCUAUCAUUCAUACGACGACCGCAGAGCCUGGGGAUAUCGGACAGUCACGGACACGUUUGGUAUUGCUUCCAUUACGAAACCAAACGGGGCAAAGAUCAUAGAAGCUUUCAAUCUGAUAAAGCUAUAUGGGAUCACCUCAACGAUCGCCAUGACUACCAGCUCGAUAAGAUCAAGCUUGAGGAAUGAGCACCAAACCAAUUGGAAUACGAUAUCUUGGGUAGGGCUAGCGGACGAGCGUGAUAGGAGAUUCGGCGAGUGUUUUUGGCCAUAAAGGGUAGAGUUGGGAUGGCUGGUGGCCUGACACUCAGGGAAAGGGCGAGGGGCAUAAUGAGGCCACACCUACCGAUGCGCGGGCCAAAUAGUUGUUGUAUAGGGCAAAUCAUUUUUCAAUCUCGACAGGAAUGCUUGUACGUUACUACUAGCCCUACGCUGUGUCCAUUAAAAGGGUACCUUACCACUACUUGGAAUCGUAAGUGAGGUCUUGCAAGAGCUGAAUGAUCUUUGCCAAUAUGAGUAGUAAUGUCUUGUCUGUAACGCCGUAUUGGUCUCGUCGCAAGAAUUCCGG
Molecule: messenger RNA, 735 nt
Organism: Hyaloscypha bicolor E
Lineage: Eukaryota; Fungi; Ascomycota; Leotiomycetes; Helotiales; Hyaloscyphaceae
Exons: 1
Coding region: 72-356 (94 amino acids)
Source: RefSeq, a predicted model, not a curated record